AAGAAGAAGAAGAAACAGAAAUCAUCUCUCUCUUCAUCUCUCUCUCUCUGGCACGUCAUCGAACGGGAGAGACUUACAAUUCCAAAUACCCUUGAACAGGUCUUCCUUCGUCUCUAUCUUCCAAAACCCUCCUUUCCUUAUCUCGAUUACUGCCGCUUUCUCUCUUUUUACACCAAUUUGAUCGAUCAUCUGACUCUGUUUCUACUGUUCUGUAAGGGGGCGAUCAAAAGCUCCCUUCUUUAUGAGGAUUUCUUAUACUCAACAGGAACCCUAGUUUUUGGGGUUCAGGAAACGAGAUAAGAUGUUUUCCUGGAACAUCGCCAAGUCGGCGGAGGGGAUGUUCUCUCGUUGGGCUGUCAAGAGACUCUGCAAGUUUCUUCUCAAGAAGAAAUUGGGACAAUUCAUUCUCGGUGACAUUGAUCUUGACCAGCUUGAUGUUCAACUUGGCGCUGGUACCAUUCAGCUAGCUGAUCUUGCUCUCAAUGUCGACUUUCUUAAUGAUAAGUUAGGUGAUUUAGCUGCUGUUACUAUUAAAGAGGGUUCUAUUGCUUCUCUAUUGGUUACAAUGCCUUGGAAAGGUAAAGGAUGUCAAAUUGAGAUAGAUGAACUGGAAGUUGUGAUUGGUCCUUAUCGGAGAGAUGUAACUGAACUUUUAAAACCCGAGACAUGUAUUGCGAACGAAGGCUUUAAACCCACGACAAGUCACAAUUCCGGAACACAUUAUCAUGAAAAAGUGUCCAAUGCUUCUACUAUGGACGUGCACGAAGGAGUUAAAGCCAUUGCUAAAAUGGUGAAAUUGUUGCUGACUAGCUUCCACGUGAAAGUUAAAAAGUUGAUUGUUGCUUUUGAUGAUUCCACGGAAACAAUUGAAAAACAUACAGAUGUCUCCAGAACGUUGAUUCUACGAGUUUCUGAUAUAGAGUGCGGGACAUCUAUUUCAGAAGAUGUUAAUACUGAAGCUGAUAAUUUCCUUGGUUUAAGCCAAUUGACAAAUUUCGUAAAAUUUGAAGGAGCUGUUCUUGAAUUUCUGCAUUCGGAGGCUAUUCUAAAUCCUGGAUCUAGUUUUGGUGAAAGGUUUUCUUCAUGUCCUAGUAGUGCUAAGACUCCUGUUAUUACUGGACAAAGAGGAGUUGGAUUUUCUGGAACCCUAAAACUGAGCAUGCCAUGGAAGAACGGUACACCUGAUACUCGCAGAGUGAAUGCUGAUAUAUAUGUUGAUCCUUUAGAGAUAAGAUUCCAACCGAAGUCCUUGGCUUGGUUAUUGGAUGUGUGGGAAGUUAUUAAAAUUUCUGGCGAGAACAACAAGGGUUCCUCACAGAUCAAUUGUGCAGAGUCGGUUUAUUUCAAUGCACUCUCUGCAUCAACUUUCUCUGGUCAGACAGAUAGAAGGAUGAUGCAGUCAUGCAACAAAAGUUAUCCCUCUGAUUCUUCUUUCAGCGUUGAGAAUGUAUUAAAUGUACUACUUUCAGAUUCGCACGUUAUAUCAGACUGGGUGCCAUUAGGUUUCAGUGAAAGCAAGAAUAACGGAAUUGUUGAAGAACCAGAUUUUGAGGCCAGUUUUGAACAAUUUUUCGAAUGUGUUGAUGAGUUAAGAAGUUCUCAAUCAGCAUUAGGAAACAGUGGAGUGUGGAAUUGGACUUGCUCAGUUUUUAGUGCAAUCAAUGCUGCAUCUAACCUCUCUUCGGGGUCCCAAUACAUUCCUACAGAUCAGCAACAUGUGCAAACCAAUCUUAAAGUCACAAUAUCUGGGAUAUCUGUAAUUCUUUCCCUCCUUGAUAAUGACCAGCAGCAAUCAUGUGGUGUGAACAAUCAUCUGAAGGACAUUGGCUCAAAAGUUCACUAUAUAGCUGUAAAGAGUCGAGAUAUACAAAUUGACUUGCAGGUAUGUCCACAACAAAUUAACGUUAAAGCAACAGUGGAGCAAGUGGAUGUCACUGACUGCUUUAGUUAUGCGAAAGAUCCUAUGAAUGGUGACUUGAACUGUUAUGCGGAAAAUGUUGAGAGUCAGAUAUCUUCUAUCCAUCAAGUUCAAGCUGCAGUUCAGAAUGCCCUCCCUCUGUUUUCAACAUCUAAUCAAGAUGCUGAAAUGGGCAAGCAAAGAACAUCACUCGAUGGUGAAUCUUCCAGCAAAUGCAACUCAAAAUCAACUUGUGUAUGCAUUUACAGAGAGGAUGUUGUAAAAGUUAACUUGUUUAAAACCUUGGGUGUUGUUCAAUUCAAGCUUAAUAAGAAAUCAAGUCCCGAUACUGAAAGUUCUACGGGAUCAUCAUCUUUUUCAUUGAAGCUUCCAGAGUUCGUUUUAUGGGUGAACUUCGAUCUGAUAAGUUUGGUUCUGAGCCUUUUUAGCGAAGUUGGGGAAGACGUAAAAAAGAAAAGAAUGAGAGAUUGUUCCACGUCUAAUGGUGUUUCAUGUCAACAAGAAAGAGAAAGGAACUCUUGUCCUCAACUGACAAAAUCUACACAAGAAAGAUUAAGAGGUCAUAUUUUCCUACCUAAAGCAAGGCUGAUAUUAGGUUUCCCUGUUCAGAAUGAUGGAGAUUUUAGUAGCUACAUUUCCUGGAAUAGAUUUGUUGUCCUUGACCUUACCCCACCAUUGAGUUUGCUUACAGAGGACUUUCCGAUAGCAAAUCCUCAAAAGAAAUAUUCAUUAAAAACCUCACAGUCCUUGCAUUUGAACAUGGGCAACCUUGAAAUUUAUCUAAUUUCCUCUGCCCAUGACAAUUUGAAGCAGAAAUUUCUUCCACAAAAGAUCAUAUCUGUCACUAGUGAAAAUGGCCGGCUUUCUGUUGUUUCCAUUCUCUGGCAGGAGGGUGUUGUUACUGGAUCUUGGGUAACAAAAAGGGCCAAGCUUCUGGCCACUUCAGAAGACUCAAGGAGGAGUAGAAAUAGGUUUGUGGGAAAAGGUUUUGAGUUUACAUCUGUUGCCAGUGUUAAAAAUAUGGAAAAUAACAAUAGUCAUGCACGAGAAGAAAUAAUUUCAAGUUCUUCAAUGUUCAUUCAUGCUAAGUUUCCUUCCAUUACAGUAAAACUGAAUGCUUUUGAGUACAAUGACAUGCACAAUCUUUUACAUCAAUUGAGUAAAUGGAUUGCAUGCAUACCGCAUGAUCAGGUUGGCAAUGGAGAAGAAGCUGGUGUUGAUCAAUCAUCUGUCUUUGUGGAGUGUGAUUCUGCCGAAGUUUCUAUCUGCUUGAGCAAUAUAGAGAAUGUGAAAGGUCCAAUUGAAAGUGAACUUCCUGGAUCCUGGCAUAGUUUAAAACUGCAAAUCAAAAAAUUUGAUUUGCUUUCAGUUUCAAAUGUUGGAGGAAUUUGUGAUGCCAAAUUUCUUUCGAUUGCACAUGGUGAAGGUAAUUUAUGGGGUUCCAUAACUGGAGUCUCUGACCAAGAAUUUUCCCUGAUCUCAUGUACCAAAUCGACAACAGGGCGUGGUGAUGGAGAAGGGUCUAAUAUACUCACUUUAAAGCCUGCUGGUACAGACAUUGUUUUCUUUUGGGAUCCUGAAGGUCUUCAUACGUAUACAUGCAUAAAUGUGUGGUGCUGCACCAUCGUGGCCAUAGGUGGUCGCUUGGAUUGGUUUGAUGCAAUUGCAUCAUUUUUUCAUUUGCCUUCUCCUGAAAAUGAACAGUCGGGUGAUACUACUUUGUCAGAAGAGAAAUAUGCCCAAAACAAAUCUUGUGGAUCGACUUUUGAUCUUAACUUGGUGGAUGUUGGUCUGAGUUACGAACCUUAUUUGAAGAACUUCAUAGUGAACAAUGCUCAUGAUUGUGACUCUAGCUUUGUGGAAGUGGAUGAAGAAACUGUGCAAUAUUUUGCUGGUAUUCUGGCAGCUUCUUCCUUGAAACUUUCCAAUAAAUCCCUCGCAGCAUGUUCUAACAGUGUAUACAAAAUUAGACUGCAAGAUCUAGGAUUACUUAUCUGUCCCAUUUCUAAGCACAACAACUUUGGUGGCUCAUAUAGUGUAGAAAAUCUCCGGAAGCUAGGUUAUGUUAAAGUCGCUCAAGAAGCAUUGCUUGAAGCGAGUAUAAGGACAAAUCCCAGUGAUUGCCUUGUCUGGGAAGUAGAAUGCCCAGAGUCUCACAUUUAUGUGGGUACUUGUCAUGAUACUACUUUUGGGCUCAUUCGUCUGGCUGCUCAACUCCAACAAAUAUACGCUCCUGAUAUGGAGGAAUUGAUGGUCCACUUGCAAACUAGGUGGAACAAUGUCCAACAGGCACAAGCAGCUAACUUGAAUACUGUAUCUUCUGUAUCAUCAUCUACCCAAGAACGCAGUUCAUGUUCAGACGGGAAAAAUGAAGGAAAUGUUACUAAUUGGAUGGACGAAAUACGUGAUGGUGCAUUUGACUUCAAUGGCCAAGCUAGCAUCGAGUCUAAUUUGGAGACGAAAAGCUCUGAGAGUCGCUCCUGUGAUGUAUCAGUUUCUGGUUCAGUGCCUAUCAUCAAUUUGGAGACAGGCCAGGCAUCAGUUAUACAAACAAGCUUUCCAGGUUUAAUAGAAGGCUAUUUCUUAACUGAGUUACACUCUUCACCAAAAGUAUCCAAUGAUAACUUAUCUCCCCAUCAAACGUUGAACCCCAGAUCCUGUGGUAUUAUAAAGAGAGAUGUUGAAGAAAUAAGCAAUGGAUGGUAUGAGGAUUCCUCCUUAAUGCUUGUAGAAAACCAUGUUUCUCGUGCCAACAAGGAAGCUAAUCCCCAACAACUUGGAGCUGGGUAUCCUAGUCAUAGUAACUGCAAGAAAUUGGGUUCUGGAAGUAUCAAAGGACGUGUAAGUUUUAAAAGUAUUAAUAUUUGCUGGAGAAUGUAUGGUGGAUCUGAUUGGCAUGUGUUUCGGGAAGAUGCCCAAAAUCCUCCCAGAAUUUCUGGAAGAGAUAAGACUGUCUGCCUGGAACUUGCAUUAUAUGGAGUAGAUUUGCAGUAUGAUGUUUACCCUGAGGGUGGUAUACACAUUUCAAGGCUUCUGUUAUCUGCAAAAGACUGUCAUCUUACUGACAAAAGCAAAGACGCUCCCUGGAAACUGGUCCUAGGAUAUUAUCAGAAGAAGGGUCGUCCAAGAGAAUCCUCUUCAAAGGCAUUCAAGCUCGAGUUGGAAGCUAUCAGACCAGAUCCUUUGACCCCUCUUGAAGAAUACAGGACACGUGUGAUGUUGCUUCCUAUGCGUUUGCAUCUUCACCAGAGCCAGCUUGAUUUUCUUAUAAACUUCUUUGGAGGAAGAAGCUCUUCUGAGCAGUCAUCCUCUGCUACUAUGGGGUCUGAUGAAUUUAAAAUGUCAAGAAAGUCUACAAGUAACUUAGAGACUGAUUCCUUCACCAAGGAGGCAUUGCUUCCCUUUGUUCAGAAGUUCGAUGUGUGGCCUAUUCUUAUUCGAGUUGACUAUAUACCCCAUCGUCUAGACCUAGCAGCUCUAAGAGGAGGUAAAUACGUGGAACUUGUCAACCUCGUUCCUUGGAAGGGAGUUGAAUUACAGCUAAAGCAUGUGCAAUCUGUGGGCAUAUAUGGAUGGAGCAGUGUAUGUGAAACCGUUAUAGGGGAAUGGUUAGAAGAUAUUUCCCAAAAUCAGAUACAUAAAGUUCUUCGAGGCCUUCCUCCCAUUAGGUCAUUGGUUGCCGUUGGCAGUGGUACUGCAAAGUUGGUUUCUUUGCCUUUGAAGAAUUACAGGAAAGAUCACAGAGUGCUCAAAGGAGUUCAAAGAGGUACAAUUGCUUUCUUGAGAAGUGUUUCACUUGAAGCUGUUGGGCUUGGAGUACAUUUGGCAGCAAGUGCUCAUGAUAUCCUUCUCCAAGCUGAAUACAUUCUUUCAAGUAUUCCACCGUCAGCACCGUGGUCUGUCCAAAGCAGAACAAAAACCGACCCGAGGUCCAACCAGCCUAAGGAUGCCAGACAAGGAAUUCAACAGGCUUACGAGAGUAUAAGCGAUGGGCUGGGAAAAUCGGCUUCUGCUUUGGUGCAAAAUCCUGUGAAGCAAUACCAACGCGGUGCUGGAGUAGGUUCUGCUCUUGUAACUGCCGUUCAGGCUGCUCCAGCAGCUGCCAUAGCUCCAGCUUCGGCAACUGCAAGAGCUGUACAUUGUGCUCUCCUUGGCAUGAGGAACAGUCUUGAUCCUGAGCACAAGAAGGAAUCAUUAGAAAAAUAUAUGGGCUGUACUCAGCCUUGGGAGCACAUAACAGGGGAUAUGGAGCAAUAGGAGAUUGCUGUAUUAUUUAUGUCAUGUGAUAAAUGAAAAGAGGAAAGGCAUCCAAAUGUGCACUUUAGCCACAACAGAGAAUACCUCUAUUUUGUUUGUGUUAUUGCGUCCUGCAAACUCGAAGAAUGCCUUCCACUUUCGGCAAUCGUGCCAAGAGAGCAGGUCAAGAUUUCAAAACUGAUGUACAUAUGUUGAAGAUAUUGAAAAGAUUCUUUGUCUGAAGAAAAAAGACAGCUGCUGUUCAAAUUGUGAAUAGGAAGUGAUAUUUUCAUAUUUGUUUUUUCACUCAGAAUGAAUGGAGAGCAGAUCCUUCAAGUACAUAUAUCAAUUUCUUUGAUUGGCAUUAUUUUUUAUUACUAGUUCAACUAGUGUAUAGAGAGAGAGAGUAAAAGGUGCUUGAUGUUAUUAUUCUCUUCUAGUGUUCCAUUUGAUGAUCUUCUUGUGUAUAUAACUUAAUGCUUCACCAAUUCAUUUGCCAUUUAAAAUGUUUUUUUUUUU
Molecule: messenger RNA, 6673 nt
Organism: Impatiens glandulifera
Lineage: Eukaryota; Viridiplantae; Streptophyta; Magnoliopsida; Ericales; Balsaminaceae
Product: autophagy-related protein 2
Exons: 15
Coding region: 302-6175 (1957 amino acids)
Biological process (GO): reticulophagy; autophagy of mitochondrion; piecemeal microautophagy of the nucleus
Cellular component (GO): phagophore assembly site; extrinsic component of membrane
Molecular function (GO): phosphatidylinositol-3-phosphate binding
Source: RefSeq, a predicted model, not a curated record